UCUUUGUUGAGAAUCACAUUCAUUGUCCUUGGUAUCCAUCAUGGGUAAAGUUUCCAAGUCCAGUGUUAUAGAAUUUUCUGUUUCGUCGAUACGACUUCAAAUCUUCUUCAAGAGUAACUUUUGUAUUGUCUACAACAAAAAUGUUUCGCCUUCGUCAAGCACCAAGAGGAAUCUUUAGUCCCCUGACCGCUGCGGAGACAUUGGAACUUGCUAGAGUUGUCGGACCUCCUCUUCUUCUCCCGUCAUAUGUACCCCUCCCCGUCCAAGUAGCCCCGGAUAACCUUGCUAUGGUUGGUAAUCCUACACGACAGGAGAUUCAGCUUAUGGCUGGUUGGAGCGGGCCAGGAUAUGCCGGAAUACCUCUGGCUGGCAAUCCCCCACCUAGUGCUGCUUGGUGGGUUAUAUCAGAAGCACAAGACAAAUAUCCUAGAUUGGUUUGCGAAAGAGUAAAUUCGGUUUGUCCACGCCAGGCUGAUGGUGUAAAUGAUGUACCAUAUUGCGCAUUUAUUGGGACAGGAGUUUGGAUUCCACCUCCGGGAUGUAUCCGCCACAAGCCGUCAGAGUCGAGGACGGAUGGGAUGUACUGACCCGCUGGAGAUUAAAUGUUCGUAAUCAGUUUUAAUUUACAAGGUUCGCUGUCUUUUACACACAAUUGUUUUCCUGCCAAGCUCCACUUUUCCUCUCCGCCAAACACAUCUUUCUUGUUUCCUCAUACGACGUUAAUUCCUGGUUUUCCUUGAAAGUCUCUCCUUUGUUGGCAAUUACUCACUUUCCUAUCUACAACAGCCCGCAAGCUUGUCGAUGGCUAUGCAACAGGUUUUGAUGGAAACUUUUAUAAUAUUACACCCCGAAUGCUGCAGCCCUACGAAACGCCCUUAGCGAGGGUUCCCGCUACUCAAACAUCUCAUGUACUUAUGCAAGUGGUUCGUAAUCAAUUUCCAAACUCUACAGUUAUCACACAGAAGAAUCUGUUUUUCAACCUCAACAUCAACUUUUCUCCACUUUCAAACAUGUUUUUAUAGUGGAGUUCUCUUUACUUGUUCUCCUCCAAAAUCUCUUCUUAGUAAAUUAGUAAAUUGUUACUAACUCCCUAAUCACGAGCAGGUCGAUGAACGGUUUGGGUUCGGAACGGUACAUUAUUCUCUAGUGGUAAUCUCACCUAAACGGAAAACAAUCGAUUUUUUUGGAUAAUAUCAAUGGACUUCAGGCCCCGAAUGCUAAUCCUCCUCCACUCCAAAGACACCACAAUCCUGAUCAAAAACUUAUUAGCCAUAUCUUGAACUUCUUUUCGAACUACAUGUCAGGAACUACUAAGAGUGGAAAUGAAUUUAAUCCAAAGCAUUGGCAGAUGAGAAUCAAUGCUUUAGCUUAAAACCCCGUACCUCCUGCUGGCCUAGUGGACGAAACGACGAGUGCCGCGAUGGUUUGCACGAAUGCUCUAUUAGUCGCGAUGGGAUAUCGUUUAGGUUUCUUCAAUAACAUUCCUGCCGGAAUGACUCGAG
Sclerotinia trifoliorum is the source of this 1502-nucleotide messenger RNA. NCBI's taxonomy places the organism in Eukaryota, Fungi, Ascomycota, Leotiomycetes, Helotiales, Sclerotiniaceae. The record is from the annotation of a GenBank genome assembly.